ACUAAAGUCUCAGCCAGAAGUCCCGGUGUCCGGCUGCCAUCUGUUCACUGCCGGUUGCUGGCGUUUUUUCAGCUGCCUUUCGCCUGAUUCCUCUGAGUCUCUUUCAAACCCUCACGCGCCAGUUUCUUAGUUUUAUCUUCCUCUCUCUUUUCCUCUCUCCUUCCUUCGCAGCUUAACAUGCAGAAAAAAGGCGUCUCCCCUCACGGAUUCCUGCCUAGCUUCCAACACUUCGCCACGCAGGCCAUUCAUGUGGGCCAGGAACCAGAGCAAUGGACCUCCCGAGCUGUAGUGACUCCCAUCUCCAUGUCCACCACGUUCAAACAAGGGGCUCCCGGCAAGCACUCGGGUUUUGAAUAUAGCCGUUCUGGAAACCCCACCAGGAAUUGCUUGGAAAAAGCAGUGGCGGCACUGGAUGGGGCCAAGUACAAUUUGGCCUUUGCUUCAGGUUUAGCAGCCACUAUGACUAUUACCCAUCUCUUAAAAGCAGGGGACCACAUUAUUUGUAUGGAUGAUGUAUAUGGAGGUACAAACAGGUACUUCAAUAAGGUGGCAUCUGAAUUUGGAUUAAAGAUUUCUUUUGUCGAUUGUUCCAAAACUAAAUUACUAGAGGAAGCCAUUACACCAAAAACCAAGCUUGUUUGGGUUGAAACUCCCACAAACCCUAACUUGAAGAUGAUUGACAUUGAAGCCUGCGCACAUACUGUCCAUAAACACGGAGACAUUAUUUUGGUCGUGGAUAACACUUUCAUGUCGGCAUAUUUCCAGCGACCUUUGGCUCUGGGAGCUGAUAUUUGUAUGUAUUCAGCAACAAAAUAUAUGAAUGGCCACAGUGAUGUUGUCAUGGGCUUAGUGUCCGUUAAUUCUGAGAGCCUCCAUGAUAGGCUUCGAUUCUUGCAAAAUUCGCUUGGAGCAGUCCCCUCUCCUUUUGACUGUUACCUCUGCAAUCGAGGCCUGAAGACUCUACAAGUCCGAAUGCAGAAGCAUUUUGAAAAUGGAAUGGCAGUUGCUCAGUUUCUGGAAUCACAUCCUCUGGUAGAAAAGGUUAUUUAUCCUGGGCUGCCCUCUCAUCCUCAGUAUGAGUUGGCAAAACGUCAGUGCACAGGUUGCUCUGGGAUGAUGACCUUUUAUAUUAAGGGCACUCUUCACCAUGCUGAGACUUUCCUCAAGAACCUAAAGUUAUUUACUCUGGCUGAGAGCUUGGGUGGUUAUGAGAGUCUUGCUGAACUUCCGGCAAUUAUGACCCAUGCAUCAGUGCCUAAGAGCCACAGAGAGGUCCUUGGGAUUAGUGACACACUGAUUCGUCUCUCUGUGGGCUUAGAGGAUAAAGAAGACCUACUGGAAGAUUUAGAUCAAGCUUUGAAGGCAGCACAUUCUCCAAAUGCACGUUGAACUUCGCAUACCAAAACUGCUAUUAGAAGUUGCUUCCUGAGAGAUCAUCUAAUCUGAAUAAUUGAAGGGACCAUGAAUGAACUUUUGCAGAAUGUUCAAGUGAAAAUUUUAAGGGACCUCAUUUCCUUUCACAGCUGUAAUUUUCCAGGGAUCACUCCUAUUGAAAACAGUUACCUCUUUCCCUUAUUAUCAUUGACAGAUCAAUUCCGUUAAUAUCUUUUUGUUAAUUUUGGUACCUAUUUGCCUCUUAAGGAGGUAAAAUUUGGGUUGCUUUUUUGGAUUGUGCUUUUUUUUUUUUAAAUGCUUAAGAUUUAUAUUGACCAUGUUUACAGUAUAGUGAUUAUUCACUUUUGAUGUUUUCUCAAGAAUUUAAAUUAUUAAAUGAAUGUUUUUAAAUCAAGUGUGAUUUUUCAUAUUGUUGAAAUCAAGUGUGAUUUUUCAUAUAGUUCUUAAAGCAAUGGUUUGCUCCUAAUUAUGGUAAGCCAAAAAUAAAUUGAUGUAAAGUCUACUGUGAAAUUCUACCAAUUUAAGGCUGUAUUUACUAUUUUA
Messenger RNA from Pteronotus mesoamericanus, 1938 nucleotides. RefSeq names its product cystathionine gamma-lyase (gene CTH). Gene Ontology annotation, cellular component: cytoplasm. Gene Ontology annotation, biological process: transsulfuration. The record is from RefSeq and is a predicted model, not a curated record. The transcript is spliced from 12 exons. Lineage: Eukaryota; Metazoa; Chordata; Mammalia; Chiroptera; Mormoopidae. The coding region runs from base 178 to 1389 and encodes 403 amino acids. Gene Ontology annotation, molecular function: carbon-sulfur lyase activity; pyridoxal phosphate binding.